Pyrus x bretschneideri (Chinese white pear) is the source of this 738-nucleotide messenger RNA. RefSeq names its product vegetative cell wall protein gp1-like. The record is from RefSeq and is a predicted model, not a curated record. Bases 1 to 738 code for a protein of 245 amino acids. The transcript has a single exon. NCBI's taxonomy places the organism in Eukaryota, Viridiplantae, Streptophyta, Magnoliopsida, Rosales, Rosaceae.
AUGCAUAAAUUUGUUGUACUCUCUCUUCUCUUCUGCGUCGUCCCGCAUUUCAAUGUGGUACAUGCAGGCAAUGCGCCUGCUCCUUCCCCCAAACCCUCUACGCCCACCACAAAGCCGCCGCCGCCGCCGCCGCAACACUCUCCGGCUUUUUCUCCCACCAUUUCUCCUGCAACUCCUCCGGCAUCCCCUCCGAGCCCUCCGACUCAGUCGCCUCCUUCGCCUUCUCCCAAAACCUCUCCGCCAACUUCUCCGGCUUCGACCCCACCCACCGUCUCUCCAGCGUCGACCCCACCCACCAUUUCUCCGGCGUCGACCCCACCCACCACCUCUCCGGCGUCUCCUCCCACACCUAUUUCUCCAGCGAAGAGCCCGUCCAAGAGUGUGUCUUCUCCGGUUCAAUCUCCGGCGUCCCCUCCGCCCACCGUUGCCUCUCCGGCCAAAACUCCGGUGAGCGCUCCGCCGAAGGAAAGUCCAGUGGGGGCUGCGCCAGUUGCAGAGGGUCCUGAGAUUGCAGCGACCCCCUCGUUACCAGUAGGCAUUCCUUCGAGUUCAGCAACACCGGCAGAGUCCCCGGCAAUGUUCCCAUCAAGCGGUAGCCCACCGAUCCCGGCGCCGGCGAGUCUGUCACCGGAUAGUGCUGCGCAGGGUCCAUCAAGCGAGGAUUCGUCGGCUUCGGGUUUGAAUGCGGCUCGGGUGGUUUUGAGCGGGUUGUCUAUCUGGGUUGCUUUGGCUCUCUAA